UAUUAUUUGUUUUGUUCAAUUUAUAAUUGAUAGUAUGUUGUUUACAUGAGUAGUGUGGAUUUUAAAAGACGGCUGAUGAUGAUUACAUCGAAGUUUUAUCCCACCGGCUUCUGUGCCUAUGGUCAUUGAACUGGAGGCACGAUAUACCUGAUAAGCCAAUAAGGAACACAUUUUAAGUAAACAAAAUAGAUAUCUUUGGCCUGUAAUCAUCCUGACAUGAUUAUUAAAUUACGUCACCGUAAAUGCCGUAGAAAUUCAACUUUAUGUGUUGUCGGUAGCCAGGUUAUAAACGUCAUUAAGUGUUUUGUAGGUUAGGAAGGAAACAUCGUCACCGCGGAGUCAUGGCUCAGGAAACGAACAGUGGAUUAAAAAAUAAUUAUCCACCGCUACUACAGCUACAAGGAAGCAAACUACAUAAUGUUAGAGUAACUGAGCUGAUGGAUCAUUUUGUGGUGAAAUACAAACAAGAACCAGAGUUCCUUGUUCGUGUCCCUGGAAGGGUAAACCUUAUUGGUGAGCAUGUUGAUUAUUGUGGCUAUUCUGUUCUGCCAAUGGCAAUUCAAUAUGACAUAAUGGUGGCUGUAAAACGAAUAAGUGAACCACAGCUGUACCUCACAAACAUGGAUUCCAGUCACAGCGAUUUUCAGUGUCCUAUACAUUCCUUCAGCAUUGAAGUUAAGAAGGGAGUGUCACCACACUGGUACAACUAUUUCCUGUGUGGACUGAAAGGAGUUUUGGAAGCGCUUCCUCAGGAUUCUGUGGGAAUGUUUGUUGCUGUGACUGGCAAUGUUCCUCAGCAAUCAGGACUAUCAAGUUCUAGUGCCCUUGUCAGUGCAGCUGCCCUUGCUGCUGCACAUGCCAAUAACCUUAAGAUGACUAAAUUAGAAAUUGCAUCUCUCAGUGCUACGUCAGAACGAUACAUUGGUACAGAAGGAGGUGGAAUGGAUCAAGCAAUUGCUUUUCUGGGAACAAGAGGAUGUGCAAAACACAUACAGUUUAAUCCGCUUCGAUCAGAAGAUGUGAAGCUACCAGAUGGUGUUGUGUUUGUUAUUGCUCAUUCUCUUGCUGUUCUCAACAAGGCCAAAACAUCCGACUUCAACUGUCGAGUAGCUGAAUGUCGCUUGGCAUCACAGAUUAUGGCAAAGAAGCGUGGUUUAUCAUGGGAAAAAGUGUCUAGCCUGGCUGAUCUUCAGUCAACUAUGACAGCAAGUUUGGGGGAGAUGAUUGCUCUGGUGAAGGAGUUCCUACAUGAACAACCAUACUCCAAGGAAGAGAUCUGCCGUGAGCUUGAGGUGAGCGGGAUGUGCCUGGACCAAUUGUCUCUCAGCAACAACACAACUGACAUCAACCAGUUCAAACUACAUCAGAGAGCACUGCAUGUGUAUCAGGAAGCAAAUCGAGUCAAGGUUUUCCGAGAAGUGUGCCAAAAAGAUAUGGAAGGAUCAGUUGCACUUAUGAAGCUAGGAGAACUGAUGUGUCAAAGCCACCACAGUCUGCAGAAGCUCUAUGAAUGUAGCCAUCCUAAUUUGGACAGACUAGUGGAACUGGGUAAAGGAAAAGCACUAGGUUCACGACUUACAGGAGCUGGGUGGGGAGGGUGUAUAGUGGCUCUUACAACAAAAGAUACUGUUGAUGAUUAUAUCAAAACACUGAAGGAAAAAUUUUACAAGGAAAACCCAGCAGCUUUUGGAAAAGAUUUGGACAGCUUAGUGUUUGCAACUGAACCAAAUGUCGGAGCCGAAAUAUACGAAAUGAAAAUGUAACGUUCAGCUCAGUACUACAGUUCCAGGCAUUAUCUGAAUAUGUUUGAAGAAUGAGCUAUGCAGCUGGAUAAUACUGUACUCUUGCAUUAUCCAUUUAUUUUUGUUGUCAAAGGAAGGACAAGGUAAUAAAAUGUGCUAAUGAGGAAAGUCAUACUUCAUGCUAAAGUACAGUUUUUUCAAACGUAUCCUAUCACAUAGCAUAUGGGAUUGUGUUUUUGUUAAUGAAUUUGGCACAUUGUGUUAUAAUUUCCUUCUUUUAUAUUUUGUCUAUCUCAUAUUCUUUUCUUUAAAAGAGUCUGAAGACUUCCAAACCGUUUGUGGUGUCUGAAACAUGUUUAACAGUCUGUGCUGUCUGUUUAUUGAACUCCUUAAAUGAUGCUGAAUUAAAGGGAGAUUUGAAUACAUAUAUUUUGGUAGUUACUGCUCUCACAUGAACAAUAGAUUAUUAUAUAGCAUCAGUCCUAUGACUCAUUAUGUGUUAUUGUAUGUAGACUAUUUUUUUUUUCUUUUUGAAGCAUUAAUUAAAGAAAACUGUCAGAUUUCCUCCAGGAUUUGGGGGUGAUCAGUAAUGUAGAUGGUAUUUUAUACAAAAGGAAAAGGUUAGGAAACCGUGGUUUCUGGAAAAUGUGUGUAGUCUGUAUGGGAGUUUAACUCCAACAUGUCAACUGACAAGGACUUGAAGUAGAAACCAGCCUAGGAAAUACAACUGUAAGAUUAUGCAUUUAUGUGUCUUAAUGUGCCUUUUUUAAAGCUCAAGUGUCUUCUCUACUAUUGUUACCAAAGAUUUUUCUCCUGUGUGCCAUAGUAGUAUGGUAUUGUACAACCUACAGCAAGGUAACAUAUCUUUGAAUUAUAUUAAUGUGCAGUGUAAAUAUAUAUGUUUAUGCAGUUAUUUAUGUGAUGUACUUUUGUUGAAUAAAUAGUAUAAACCAUACAUUCAGUAAGUCA
Molecule: messenger RNA, 2711 nt
Organism: Zootermopsis nevadensis
Lineage: Eukaryota; Metazoa; Arthropoda; Insecta; Blattodea; Termopsidae
Gene: Galk
Product: N-acetylgalactosamine kinase
Biological process (GO): carbohydrate phosphorylation; galactose metabolic process
Cellular component (GO): cytosol; cytoplasm
Molecular function (GO): ATP binding; galactokinase activity
Source: RefSeq, a predicted model, not a curated record